Molecule: messenger RNA, 1619 nt
Organism: Colletotrichum scovillei
Lineage: Eukaryota; Fungi; Ascomycota; Sordariomycetes; Glomerellales; Glomerellaceae
Exons: 2
Coding region: 651-959 (102 amino acids)
Source: RefSeq, a predicted model, not a curated record
GUGACGGCCUCCUCCCGAUUCUCUUUCUAUUUUAUUCCGCGACUCUGACAUUCCGCCAUACCGCAGUGACCGAACUUUCAAAGGGCCUCGACGAUCUCACAAUAAGCCUCUUCCGCCGCCUCAUACAAGUCUACACACACAUACGCCUCUACUCACUACCGCUUCUCCGAUCCGCCCUCUACUCGAUCCAGCCCACACCGUCUAGUGCUGUCUCGCCCUGCCUCAUUCUCACCGGCAACCGAACAAAGGAAAACGAACAUUUCCUACUCUGCCAGUAAAUUCUUUUACUGGACCCUUGGAUAUCCGAACGCCCGCCCGCCUGGAUUCUUUGUCGCUUUCGUCGAUAUUUCCAGCACACCCUCCCGUCAUCCCGAAUUCCAAGGUCCAGACUUCCCUGCUCUCUGCCACCCCGUCCCAGCUAUAACUCCAGGGUCCCUGUCUUGGAGGCUUAAAUAACUCCCGCUGCGUCCCCGGCUUUUUCAAAACACCACCAGCCAAGCAACUCAUCUACGCGAAAACCAGUAUCACGCGUCAUUUAUCUCACGCCAACACAAACCACAACCAUAAAAAACCCGCGCAUUCCAUCCCAUCUUGCAUUCCUACCCGCCUUCCAGUCCACAAGUAGCCGCCACUAUCAGACUAUAAACAAAAUGUCACCAGCACAAGACCAAUAUUACUACGUUGUUCCCAACGCCAGCGCCAUGGAUCCCAACGCUAGAGAAUUUGACCUCGCUUCACAAGGCUGGAUCCAAGCCACCAUCAUCGAAGAUGACGAUCUCAUGUUUGGCGGCAAGUCUUUGAGCACCUGGUAUGAGGAGGAGAGGAGACGCCUGAGCAACGGUUCCUCGGACGAGGAGGAGCACCGCGGUCGCCAACGGGUCCGCAAGCACCACUCUUCUCACAAGCAUCAUCACCACUCCUCGAAGCAGCACUCUGCCAGCUCCGACAAGAAGCACUAAGCGCGCCCUCUUUCAGCUCUCUAUCUCUUUUGGUAUAGACCGCCAUCACCGCGAUACCCUUUGCGAGCGCUUGAAUUUCAUACCCCUUUCACGUCGACUCUGUUAUCCAGCAUGGAUACCUGUGUCGACUUUCUCGCCUCCCUUCCUCACCUCAAUACCCUCCUCUGUGUGGCAUUGGGUACACUGGCGUUUGUUUUUAUCAGCGUUGCAUGUUUCGGCUGGGUCACUAGAACGGCUUCAUGUCCAAAGAGAGGACAGCAACCAGCAUGGGAAAUCACGGGAGCCAAAGCAGAAAUCCGCAUUUCUCCGGCACCACCUUUCGUUUUAAUUGUUAUUGCAUUGAUCGCAACGGCCUGCGAUAGCGUCAUGAUUCGCAUCUAGAUGGUUUUGGGGCAUCAUCACCAGACACUCUCUGACUCGAACGUCGAGAGCUGACUUGUUAUUUUGCAUGAGUGGAUAAAGUCAACUCGGGGGAUUUGUGCAGCGGAGGCAUCAUACACGUACUGUACCCCGUUGCGGGACGGCGUGGCUACAGGUUAGCAAGAUAAGACUGUUGCGAGGCAACGAAGGCGAGCAGUGGAGCUUCAUCUUGGGCUGAGUAGCGGUGAGAGCUGCGCCUCGGCUCAGAGCAUGGGGCCCACGAGAAUGAAUACAAAUCAG